This is a messenger RNA of Colletotrichum costaricense, 1749 nucleotides long. RefSeq lists its product as uncharacterized. The record is from RefSeq and is a predicted model, not a curated record. The transcript is spliced from 3 exons. NCBI's taxonomy places the organism in Eukaryota, Fungi, Ascomycota, Sordariomycetes, Glomerellales, Glomerellaceae. Bases 1 to 1749 code for a protein of 582 amino acids.
AUGCAUCCGGCUCCGAGUCUGUUAGAGGCGCCUCCGAAGAAUGGCAGCGAGGAGUCUGGAAACAGACCCCAAACUGGCUCACCUUCAAUGUCUCAUCAUGAGCUGCCUCAAUCGCAACAGUCUCCGCUCCAACAACAGCAGUCAUUGCCAGCGCAGCAUCAACCGCAGCAGCAGCAAACGACUCCUCAGCACCAGUCCCAGCAACCUCCUCCCACCCCCGGUCAGUCGGCUUCUCCUCCGCUGAGGAAGGACACCAACUCGUCCAUAUCAACUCAGGCCACGGCGGCAUCCGCUGCCACCAAUAUGUCCGUGGACACAAGCAACACAUCGUACAGUGCCGACACCUCUCCUAACUUAACAUCCAUAUUCCAUGUAAAGGAUGGCUCCGACGUCUCUAACCGGGUCCGCGCGAGCAGGAGGCGAACCGGUCCUUUGUCCCAGCAACAGAGAGAGAAAGCCGCACUCAUCAGAAAGCUGGGCGCCUGUAAUGACUGCCGCAGAAGGAGAGUUGCAUGCCAUCCUAGCCAUCACAACAUGACAUGGGAGGAUGCCGUCAGGAAAUAUCAUAGGUCUCACAGUCCCAGCAUCCAGGAUAUCGCCCCGUCUAUGGCUGGCCAGCGGCCCCUCAGCCCAGCGCCGGCCCUGAACAACAACAAUGUGAAGUCAAUGUUCACGCAGGACCCCGAGGAGAUGGAGAUAGACUCCCCAACGCCUCCUGGUGGUCACCGGCUCAGCGAGUCUCGCAUUCGCACGCCACUCCCGACCGGCCCCAGGCUCGACAAGCCUCCAAUUUUGCCUGGUAUUGAUAGUCUUAAAUCUGACUUACAGACCAAUGUUUCGAGAAUUCUGUCUACUCCCAGUCGGAGCCGCUACUCAAGUGCGCAGGCCUUGCUUCUGUACUGGCAGGACGACCCUGAUUUCAGCGUUGGAAGCUCCGUCAAAGAACUAGGAGAAGUUUUCGACCAGUAUUACCGAUAUACGUUUUCGAUCACAACUAUUCCGUCUGCUUCAGAGGCCUGCAAAAGCCCGUGGAGAUGGCUCUCGCGCAAGAUUACCGACUUUGUGGAGGACCGUGAUCAACGGGACGUUCUAAAGAUUGUCUACUACAAUGGUCAUUCCUACUUAGACGGCAACCGGGAAAUGGUGCUCGCCAGCUCAAAAGACAAGGACAAGGCCGAGACUAUCCGGUGGAGUGGUAUUCAGCAGGUGCUUGAGGAGGCCUGUUCAGACACUCUGAUUGUGAUGGACGCCGCAUUCUUUCCAUCUUCCAAGAUGCACCGCCAGCAAGGUGUCUUGGAACUGGUGGCUGCUGCUGUAUCCGAGGAGCACUUCGAUGCCCUGGAUCGAUGCACGUUUACCAAAGUUCUCACCGAGCACCUAAAAACACGCGCUUCACAACGAUUCACGAGCCCCUUCUCUGCCGCAGAGCUUCACUCAAAACUACUGUCCAAUUAUCCUUCUCUCGUUCAGGAUAGGAACCCUGAAAAGGAAACGAUCACCAGCUUUCCGUCUCCGCUCCAUAUGCAAAUGUCCGGAAACGCUCGACUACCCUCAAUUCUUCUCGCACCUCUUAACAUUGGUCCCUUGAGGACGAGCCUUCCGUUCGGUACAGAAGGUCAGCAACUGGUACUGUCAUUCCGGAUAGGAGACGAACCGAUCGACAUUGACAACUGGACCGAAUGGCUGAGAAUGAUGCCCGAGGGUGUCAAGGAUGUGAGGGUUGACGGCCCUUUUCGACCAUCUAGAUAG